Molecule: messenger RNA, 1077 nt
Organism: Schistosoma haematobium
Lineage: Eukaryota; Metazoa; Platyhelminthes; Trematoda; Strigeidida; Schistosomatidae
Product: Aldehyde dehydrogenase, mitochondrial
Exons: 7
Coding region: 1-1077 (358 amino acids)
Molecular function (GO): aldehyde dehydrogenase (NAD+) activity
Source: RefSeq, a predicted model, not a curated record
AUGGAUUGUACUGGUUUUCUAAGGCUUUACCUAGUUUCUUUUACAUUUGGUGAAACUGCUGGUAACGCCCUAGUCAUUCAUCCUGAUGUUGAUAAAAUUGCGUUUACUGGUUCAACAGCUGUAGGACAAUUGAUUGGUCAGAAUGCUUAUAAACAUGGUGUGAAACGAAUUACUUUAGAACUUGGCGGAAAGAGUCCAUUAAUUAUUUUCAGUGAUGGUGAUUUUGAUCGAGCCAUAGCUACGUCACAUUUUGGUUUAUUUUUCAAUCAAGGCCAAUGUUGUUGUGCAAGUUCACGUAUAUUUGUCGAAGAAUCAGUUUAUGAUAAGUUUGUUGAAUAUAGUAGUGAAGAGGCUAAAAAACGUGUAGUUGGUAAUCCUUUUGAUUUAAACACAACACAAGGUCCACAAGUUGAUGAACACCAAUAUCGAACAGUUAUGUCAUACAUUGAAUCUGGUAUAAAGGAAGGUGCCAAAUUAUGUGCCGGUGGCAAACGGUUUGAAUCAGAUGGUUAUUUCAUUCGUCCUACAGUUUUUGCUGAUGUUCAAGAUGAAAUGCGCAUUGCUCGUGAGGAAAUAUUUGGACCUGUAAUGCAAAUUAUGAAAUUUCGAUCAUUAGAUGAAUUGAUACAUAGAGCAAAUCAUACACAAUAUGGUCUUGCAGCUGGUAUAUUCACUAAUAAUUUAGAAAAAGCUAUGCAUGUUAUGCAACAUUUACAGGCUGGCACUGUUUGGAUCAAUUGUUAUGAUGUUUUCGAUGCUGCCGCACCUUUUGGAGGUUAUAAGUUUUCUGGAGUUGGUCGAGAACUAGGUGAAUAUGGUUUACGAAAUUAUACAGAAGUCAAAACUGAUGAUAAAAUUCCCGCAUCAGAGAUUUACGUGAAAGGUGAUUACAAAAUAGAUUCUAAGAACAGUUUUGAUAUCGUUUUCAGUGGCGAUAUUGCUAGUAUGCAGUCAAUGCUCAAUGAGAAAAAUAGAUUGCGUGAAAAUUGCUGCAGACAUGUCGACUUCUAUCAUAUGAUCACUCAUUCAGACAAGCGUUUAAAUGAACAAGAGCAUUACGAACAGCAAAGAAAUUAG